Molecule: messenger RNA, 1348 nt
Organism: Cajanus cajan (pigeon pea)
Lineage: Eukaryota; Viridiplantae; Streptophyta; Magnoliopsida; Fabales; Fabaceae
Product: isoflavone-7-O-methyltransferase 9
Molecular function (GO): O-methyltransferase activity; protein dimerization activity
Source: RefSeq, a predicted model, not a curated record
ACAAGUUCCAAACACAAACAAAGCUCAAUCAGCAUUAGCAUUCUCAUUUCAAUGGCUUUCAUGAGUGGAGACAGUGCAACCGAGCUGUUCCAAGCUCAAGCUCAGUUAUACAGAGUGAUGUAUAGCUUCCUGAAUCCCAUGUCAAUCAAGUGGGCCGUUGAACUUGGCAUACCUAAUGUAAUCCACAACCAUGGCCAACCCAUUACUCUUUCUGACCUUGUAUCAGCUCUUGAGGUUCCACAAGCUAAAGCUACAUGUGUCCAACGCCUCAUGCGUUUAUUGGCACACAAUGGUUUCUUUGCAAUCAUAAAAGUUUAUGAGAGCAAGGAAGAAGCAUAUGCUCUUACUCCAACCUCACAACUCCUUGUGAGUGGCACUGACCAUUGUUUAUCUGCAAUGGUUGGGUUCCUAAACGACCCUACUCUUGUUGGUGUGUACCAUCAGUUGGGGAAAUGGACUUGUGGAGAGGACCGCACAAUUAUUGAGACUGCAUUGGGUCCAAGGGGCUAUUGGGAUUUUGUUCAUCAAACUCCCACUCAUAUGCAGGCCUUCAAUGAGGCGAUGGAGAGUGAUUCUCAUGUGAUGAGGUUGGCUUUGAGAGAUUGUAAAUCUGUUUUUGAAGGGCUGGAUUCCAUAGUUGAUGUUGGCGGUGGAACUGGAAACACAGCUAAGAUUAUUUGUGAGGCCUUUCCUAACUUGAAAUACAUAGUCUUGGACCUUCCACAGGUUGUUGAUGGCUUAACAGGAAACAAAAAUCUCAGUUUUGUUAGCGGGAACAUGCUCAAAUCCAUCCCUCAAGCUGAUGCAAUUUUACUGAAGUGGGUGUUACACAAUUGGGGUGAUGAUGAUUGCAUAAAAAUACUCAAAAAUUGUAAAGAUGCUAUUUCAGGCAGAGGAAAAGGAGGAAAGGUGAUCAUAAUAGAUAUUGUUAUAAAUGAGAAGCAAGAUGAACAUGAAAUGACAGAAGUAAAACUUUUAUGUGACGUAAUUAUGAUGACCAGUCUCAAUGGAAAAGAGAGAGAUGAAAAGGAUUGGAAGCGUCUUUUUAUGGAUGCGGGCUUCAAAUAUUACAAGAUAUUUCCUACAUUCGGUUUUAGGUCACUUAUUGAGCUUUAUCCUUAAGCCCUGUUAGAAUUUAUUAAGCGGUUUUGUUUGUGCUGAACUAAAAUUAAAUUGUAGUUGAGGUACUCGGAUAUAACUCGAGUGAUAUAGGUGGCUGGUGAAAUUAGGAGCAUGCAACUCUGAGAUUAUUGGUGACAUUUCUCAAGUUAAAAUGCUCAUUGUAUUUGUGUUGUACUGUAUUAUCUUUCAUAAGUUAUAGGAGACUUUCAAAUAAAAAGAGAUUUGU